AGGAACCGAAUAAUCUCUCCUCUCAAACCCUAUAAAUAAUCAAAGCCUAGCCUUCUCUCACUCGCUCACUACAUCUCUCUCUUUCUCUCAUCGGUAUCGAUUUGAUUUCGUUGCGUUUCGAUUCAAUCAACCGAUCCAAAACCAGAGCUCUCGGCUUCUUUUCCUCGAAGGGGUCUUCGACCGAUCUCAGUUUUGUUUGGAAGAUUAAAUGUAUAAUCAAAGGGUGAUUGGAUGGUGUUGUCUAUUGGCCUGUAGACUUGACGUGGGGGAGCUUUUCCUUCUUGACCUUGCGCUAUAGAUGUGGGGUUUGAUGGAUUUAUUCGAUUGAGGCUGUGGUGGGUUCUAUUUGAAGAAAGAUACUAUCAACACAGUUAUGGCGAUGGCCAAGGCGAAUGCAACUCUUUUGCUUCUCCAUGGCGGUUCUUUAGGAUUUUGUAUUUUUGGUUUACUAUUUACAACUGGGAAAUGCGGAUUGAUCAUUGGGCCAAAAAAAGAUCCCAAAGGCUUUUAUGGGAUUGAGGGUUCAUUGAAUCAGGGAUUUAGGUUUUGAUGGAGUUAUUUGAUUAGGGUUUGGGAGGGUUUCAUCCAAGAAAGAUGCUACUGUUCAGAUGCCCUUGUCUAUUGGUUGUUUGAUUAAUUGUAUCCUGGCACAUGUUUACAGAACGGGUAUAAAAGCUGCAAGGAGAGUGAACUGCAGAUUUUGGGUUUGAUUGAUUUCUUUGGCCUGGGAUUCUGUGUCUUUUCUCCAAAGAAAGAUAUUAUGUUGGUCAAACACUAUUCUACCUCGAUAUUUUUUGUUAAUUGUGCCUACUGUACGUGCUUUGUGUAUAGAAAAUCGCUAUGAAAGCUGCAAGGAGAUUUCCGGAGAGGACACAGCGAUCAGUUUUUGACAGAAUCAAAGGAGGGACCGUGAACAACGUCUGUGCUUACUGGCUUGCUGGGAGAUGCACUCGGAACCCUUGUAGAUUCUUUCAUCCAGAGUCACUGCCCUCACAACCACCCAAGCAGUCCCCAUAUCAACAUCCUAAGACUUGGCGGAGGAGUCCAGAAGAUGGUGUGAAGAAUUCAUCUAUUUCGCCCGGUGGAGUGGCUGCUAAAAAGAUGUCAUCUAGUUCACCAAUUGAUUGUGAACGUAAAACUCCAGAAGAUGGUGUGAAGAAUUCAUCUGUUUCGCCAUGUGGAGUAGCUGCCAAAAAGAUGUCAACUCCAGAAGAUCGUGUGAAGAAUUCAUCUGUUUCGCCAAGUGGAGUAGCUGCCAAAAAGAUGUCAUCUAUUUCACCAAGUGAUUGUGAUGAUAAAAGUACUCCAACGAACCCAGACAAGGUGUGCAAGUAUUGGCUUUUGGGCAAUUGUGUACAAGGAGAGAAGUGCAAGAACUUGCAUUCAUGGUUUUGUGGCAAUGGCUUCUCAAUGUUGGCAAAGCUAGAAGGGCAUAACAAGGCUGUUAAUGGGAUCGCCCUUCCUUGUGACUCCUCCAAGCUUUACUCAGGUGGUAAGGACAAUACUGUGAGAGUUUGGGACUGCCAUACUGGUCAGUGCGUUAAUGUGGUUAAUCUUUCCGGUGAAGUUGGAUCUUUGAUUAGUGAAGGUCCAUGGGUGUUUGUCGGAUUGCCGAAUUCCAUAAAGGUGUGGAACAGUCAGACUCAAACUGAACUGACUCUUGAUGGACCAGUUGGGCAAGUUUACGCCAUGGCUGUGGGUAAUGAUGUCCUUUUUGCUGGGACACAGGACGGGACCAUAUUGGCAUGGAAACCCAGUUCUGAAACUAAUGGCCUUGAUCUAGCUGCAUCACUGAAGGGUCAUAGUGGUGGUGUUAUUUCUCUUUGUGUUGGAGCUAAGAGGCUCUACUCUGGUUCCAUGGAUAAUACAAUAAGAGUGUGGGAUCUCAACACCUUCGAGUGUAUCCACACACUAAAGGGACAUACUGAUGCGGUCAUGUCUGUCCUUUGUUGGGCGAGUUUUUUGCUAUCUUCUUCAUUGGAUGGAACAAUAAAGGCUUGGGCUGCUACUGAAAGUGGCAACAUAGAAGUCAUCCAUACACAUAAAGAAGAACAUGGUUGUCUUGAACUUUGCGGCAUUCAAGAUGCAGAAGAGAAACCUAUUCUGCUUUGCUCAUGUAAUGACAACACUGUCCGCUUAUAUGAUUUGCCAUCAUUUACUGAAAGGGGAAGAAUAUUUGCUAAGCAAGAAGUCCGAGCAAUUCAGAUAGGUCCUGCCGGCCUUUUCUUCACAGGCGAUGCAACAGGGCAAUUGACAGUAUGGAAAUUGGCAGGAGAGCCAAUUGCAGUGGCUUCAUGAAAUUGGAAGUAUGAUUUGAACUAACAAAUGCCGCGUAAUUCUUACCACCGAAGAUGAGGUGAAGACCAUUUCAAAGCCAUUAGUGAAGAUUCAGAGAAGUCAAGAGGAAACUGGAAGUAUGCCCCGUAAUAUUUGAAGAUUACUAGCACUGCUGAUGAGGAGGUGAAGAUCAUUUGCAAGUCAGUUUCAAGAUUAAGCUGGAAGCAUGCCCUCCAAAUAUUACUAGUACUGUAUAUUACAAGUCAGUUACAAGAUCAUUUGCAACUUGCAAGCCAUUUGUUUUGAAGAUUAGAGAAGUCAAGAUUUCGUUUAGAGUAGCCCUUAGAUGGUACCCUGCGAGGGUACCCAGGGGCUACACUGUCGUAACCGACUCAGAUUUGUGACAUUUCACUCAGUUGAAUGCAAUUUUAUUUAUCCA
This is a messenger RNA of Rhododendron vialii, 2716 nucleotides long. Its product is annotated as zinc finger CCCH domain-containing protein 17-like. The transcript is spliced from 10 exons. Bases 841 to 2298 code for a protein of 485 amino acids. Gene Ontology annotation, molecular function: protein binding; metal ion binding. The record is from RefSeq and is a predicted model, not a curated record. Lineage: Eukaryota; Viridiplantae; Streptophyta; Magnoliopsida; Ericales; Ericaceae.